AUGACUCCAGCAGAGAUGAAAGCACGAGUAGAAGCUUUUGAAAUGCUGACGAAGACAUCCCCUUUCCUUAUGCAAUAUCAGUCAAAUAUGCCGCUGGUCAAUCCAUUUGAUCCACAGGCCCCACUACCUGCACCCGGCACCAAUCCGAACCCGAUGUCGCUAGCUGAUGUUCCUAUUCCUAGUUUUCAGGAAAUGUUGAAUGGUCCUGAUGCUAAGCAGAAUGCGCAGCAGUUGAGUGAGUACAUGCGUAAACGCUUUGCAGCCCAAACAGCGAUGUACGAAAACCUUCCGCAGCGGUUUGAUACCGCAAUCAAUGCCGAUAAUUUAUCUAUCCCUCGAGCUGCAAGCUUACCCGCUCAGUCCACAUCUGCCCCAAGUACUCCAGCAACUGGAGCUAAUUCGGAGAGAUCCGCUUCCUCGGUGGGCAGAACUGUUUCUAAUCAGUUCGUAUCUGUAUCUUGGACUCGCUCAUUGCCGCAUCAUAUGUCAUACUUUCAGAUCCUCCGACGUGCUCUUCCUGCUGUAGCGCAGUCUGUAGGUAUCAAUGCUGUCACCUCCCAGAUG
This is a messenger RNA of Cylicostephanus goldi, 564 nucleotides long. The record is from the annotation of a GenBank genome assembly. Lineage: Eukaryota; Metazoa; Nematoda; Chromadorea; Rhabditida; Strongylidae.